This is a messenger RNA of Kazachstania africana CBS 2517, 1875 nucleotides long. It is a transcript of the gene PRM15, whose product is annotated as phosphoribomutase PRM15. The coding region runs from base 1 to 1875 and encodes 624 amino acids. NCBI's taxonomy places the organism in Eukaryota, Fungi, Ascomycota, Saccharomycetes, Saccharomycetales, Saccharomycetaceae. Gene Ontology annotation, biological process: purine ribonucleoside salvage; carbohydrate metabolic process. The transcript has a single exon. The record is from RefSeq and is a predicted model, not a curated record. Gene Ontology annotation, molecular function: magnesium ion binding; phosphopentomutase activity.
AUGAGCUCUCAAUCUAAUAUAUUAAGUUUAAUCGACGAAUAUGUGCCCGAAAGGUUGAAAGUGAGCUGCGACAGAUGGCUGAGGUAUGACCAAAAUGAAGAGACCCGCAGUGAGAUACUGACAAUUAUAGGAAGAAAGGACUGGAAAGAGCUGGGAAAUAGACUGGAAGGCAGAAUCCCUUUUGGGACAGCUGGGUUAAGAGGUAGGAUGGAAGCCGGAUUCACUCGUAUGAAUUCUUUGGUGAUUCUUCAAACUUCACAAGGUUUGGCUCAAUAUAUAAUGGAAAAAUUUCCACAGAAUUUAAGCGUUGUAGUUGGGCAUGAUCACAGAUAUCACUCAAAAGAAUUUGCUGAUAUUACAGUUGCCACUUUUCUUAAUGCUGGAUUUAAAGUCUUCUAUUUGAAUACGGAAAAUGAGUUUGUUCAUACGCCACUCGUCCCAUAUUCUGUAGACAAGCUAAGGUCCGCCUGUGGUGUCAUGAUAACUGCAAGUCACAAUCCAAAAGAUGACAAUGGCUAUAAAGUAUAUUAUUCCAACGGAUGCCAAAUUAUACCUCCUCACGAUAAGAAUAUUGCAUUAACAAUUGAGAAAAACCUGACUCCUUGGAGCAAAGAUUGGAACUGGAAGGAUCUAUUCAGUACAGAAGAAAGAAAUGGUAAUUUAGAAUUUAAUGGAAACAAAAUGUUUCUUGCUUAUGUACAAGAUAUCACACGAUAUGUUUUUACGAAUGGUUCACCUAUGCUGAAAACUGGAAAGCCAUGGUUUGUGUAUACUCCAAUGCAUGGAGUUGGCCACAAAAUAUUUGGCCAAAUAGCAAAGCAAGUUCUGGGUUUGUCAGAAAAUGUUGAUUAUUUUUCUGUCCCAGAACAAAUCAAACCGGACCCGUCCUUUCCUACAGUGAGCUUUCCAAAUCCUGAAGAAAAAGGUGCAUUAGAUAUGGCCAUCCAACUAGCUGAAAGAGAAGGAUUAACUUUGAUUAUUGCCAAUGAUCCAGAUGCAGAUAGGUUUUCAGCAGCAGUUAAGGAUAAGAGGUCUCAUGAAUGGAGACAGCUGUCUGGAAACGAGAUUGGAUCUCUUUUUGCUAUUUUCAAACUUCAAGAGCACAAAGAAAAAGCGGCCUCUAGAAAGCCUUUGGCAAUGUUGAAUUCGACAGUUUCAUCCCAAAUGCUGAAAAAAAUGGCACAAGUUGAAGGUUUUCACUAUGAAGAAACCCUGACUGGCUUCAAGUGGAUUGGAAACCGGGCAUUACAGUUGGAGCAACAAGGCUACGACGUGUGCUUCGGCUAUGAGGAAGCUAUAGGUUACAUGUUUCCGUGUAUGGAACACGACAAAGAUGGAAUAAUUGCAUCUGUUGUAUUUCUCCAUAUGUAUUCAAAGUGGUUGGAACUAGAAGGACUAGGACCACUUGAUGUGUUAGAUCUGUGCUUUGAAAAAUAUGGCGUGUUCUCUGAGUAUAAUGGUUAUUAUACAGUAGAAGAACCGGCUUUAAUCGAGAGCGUAUUCUCUUAUAUUAGAGAUGAAUAUUGUCCUAAGGCUCGACCAUAUCCGGAAAAGCUUGGCAGAGAAUUCUUCUUAACAUCUUUCAGAGAUCUUACACUCGGCUAUCAGUCAGACACUAUUGACUUUAAGCCAACGCUCCCGGUCGAUGCAUCAUCUCAGAUGAUUACUGCCACCUUAAAGCCGGAACGUACCGUCGGUCAUGAAGAGAUAAGGUUCACCAUUCGAGGCUCUGGCACAGAACCAAAACUAAAGGUUUAUAUAGAAUCGCACGCAGCGAAUAAAGAAGCUGCUGCUAAUCUUGCGCACCUCACAUGGAAUGUUCUCAGGCGGGAGUGGUUUAGGCCCGAAAUAACGGGUCUGAAGACUUCCUUUUAA